CGCACGUCUCGAGUUCGGGACGCUAUUCGCCACCAUCAGUAUCUUGCAUGGACUAGCUGUCACUGAGACUGAUUAAAACCCAUCGCCACGUAAGGCCCCGCUGCUGUCCGGUCAACCUUGCAUUGUGCGACGAUGACAAACACAGAGCAGCUCCCCACCUCAUCCAAGACUCUCGUUUUACGAAGAACCGUCGCUGUUGGAGGCUCCACACCCGCCUACCACGACGCUGCGCUUCAGGACAGGGCGAUACCUCCUCUGCAGAGAGGACAAGUCCUUGUCAAAAUAAACGCGGCGGGGUUCAACGCCCGAGAUCUAUGGUUGCGUCUCGGUCUGUAUGGGCCGGGCACGGAGUUCGAUAGUCCAUUGGGAGGAGAUGGCGCAGGUGUUGUCAUUGCUACCGCAGAUGCGGACGAUCCCCUCCUGAACCAGCGAGUAUUUCUUCUACCGAUGCGAGGCUGGGAAAAAGACCCUGACGCGCCCGAAUCCCCAGAGUUCUCCGUAAUAGGUGGUACGAAAGUGCAUGUCGGUACAUUCGCACAGUACGCCGUCGUCGACAGAAGCGACGUCAUACCUACGCCCGAGCAUCUGGACGACGUGCACGCUGCAGCAUGGCCAAUCAGCGGCUUGACAGCAUGGAGGUCUGCCGUUGUGUAUGGUAAAGUUCGGCAGGGCGACAACGUGCUCAUAACGGGCAUCGGUGGUGGCGUAGCGGUGGUGGCGCUGCAGAUCUGUCUUGCGCGCGGUGCAACCGUCUACGUCACGAGCAGCUCGGAUGAGAAUAUCCGCCGGGCGAUAGAACUCGGAGCCAAGGCAGGCGUGAACUACAAAGGCGAGGAUUGGAUUGACCAGAUUGCAAAGAAACUUGAGGAAAGCGGUUCCAAGACGGGGAGAACAGGGAAGGCACUCCUGAGCACGGUCAUAGACUGCGGGGGAGGAGACAUAAUGAUGAAGACAGGCCCGAUCCUCAAGAGUGGCGGGCGAGUCGUGUUGUACGCGAUGACCUCGCCGCCGUACCAGACGAUCUACACCCCGUACCAUUACUCGAGAUGUCAACAACUCUGCGGUGUCAUGAUGGGAUCCAGACAGGACCUCAUUGACGCGACCAACUUCAUUGCAGAGCACAGCGUUGUACCACACGUAUCUGUGGUACUUGAUGGGCUUGAGGAAGCUGAAGAGGGCUUUAAGCUAAUGAAAACACGGCAGAAAUUUGGCAAGAUUGUCAUGAAGAUUCAUCACGACAACGCGUCGGAAUAGCGGAGUCCCUGUUCAUAUGAUUCGCGAAUAUGUCGGAUGACAGAAAUGGCACAUCGCGGCCAGUGGACAUGGUGGCGAGGUUGGAGCAAUGUCGAGGGUUGAACAGUGUUGGGGAUCUGGAUGCAUGAGGGUGAGCCUCGCUGCUUCUGCGGUACAGUGCCACAUACGCGACCGUAGCGACGAUAAUCAAUGAAAGACCCUCGUAUUGCAUCAUACGUUUUCCUUGUGAUGACUGACGAAAAUAUUGUGAGCACAGUGCACACACAGAAUAACACAGAAGCAUAUCCGAGUCAAUAUUUUAGCACCUGCAACCGUCACGGGGCCCCCCGCUAAGCCUGAGACCUGGAUGUGUACUCGUCACUGUUCAAUAUCGAGCUUGCUAUACCAAGGAUAAUCGGAGAGGAAGUUUACGAGACUACGA
Molecule: messenger RNA, 1675 nt
Organism: Rhodofomes roseus
Lineage: Eukaryota; Fungi; Basidiomycota; Agaricomycetes; Polyporales; Fomitopsidaceae
Product: NAD(P)-binding protein
Exons: 9
Coding region: 133-1254 (373 amino acids)
Molecular function (GO): oxidoreductase activity
Source: RefSeq, a predicted model, not a curated record